Molecule: messenger RNA, 10756 nt
Organism: Pocillopora meandrina
Lineage: Eukaryota; Metazoa; Cnidaria; Anthozoa; Scleractinia; Pocilloporidae
Source: the annotation of a GenBank genome assembly
AUGCUCGUAGCGUUUGCAGGGAAUAGUUUCCUCAUCUACAUCGUGUGGAAGAAACCUGAAGUCAGAUCACUGACAAGCUUUAUGUUCGUCAACAUGGCCAUCGCUGAUUUGCUGGUAACCUUGGUAGUGAUGCCCUGGUCGAUUUCCACAAUAUAUACAGACGGUUUGUGGAUGAUCCCGGGAGUAUUUGGAAAAGUCAUGUGCAAAGGUGUUGUAUACAUUGCCUAUGUCACUUUAACAGCAUCCGUCCUCUGCCUGAUGUUCAUGGCGAUCGACAGGUACUAUGCCAUCGUUCAUCCCCUCCGCCGCCAUCUUUGGUUUCGAAAGCCUAAACUAACCGUUCCAUUUAUUUGGAUCGGGUCACUGGUCUCCAUGUCCAUUUUCCUUGUUAUUCAAGCCGUGGAGGACUACAAUAAUUCUCCCCAUUGCACGCUAUCUGUUUACAUCUUGGGUGAUCCAGAUAGGGCUCUUCAAGGAAUAUACCUACUCCUUUUCGUCGUCAACUAUCUCAUCCCCUUGGUCGUUAUUUCUUUUCUGUAUACCAUCACUGCAUGGAACUUAUGGUUCCAUGAUGCACCUGGAGUGAAUACUUUGAGAGGAAAUCGAGCGCAACUAGAAACCUCCAAGAGAAGAGUGGUUCGGAUGCUCAUUAUUGUUACCUGUGCCUUUGCCCUUUGUUGGCUCCCACCACAAGUGGUCCACAUCAUGUACGUCAUUCACGCAUCUAAGGCUUACCUACAUAUACAGCCGAUUGUCAGCUUUGUGUGUUUUUGGUUUGGACACGCUAACAGUGCCGUUAACCCAUGGCUGUACAUUUUUCUGAGUACCAAGAUAAAUACAGCAUUUACUAGGAUCGUCAGUAGAAAAAGCAGCUGGUUGCCUUCAAGUCUCGCCAUCAAAACAUCAGAUGCCGUCUUACCACCUAAAGAUGAAGCAAUCCAGAAAGAAUCAAGAAUAUAAUCUCUCUCAUAACAUGAAACGUCUAUUACCAAUUUGGUAACUGUAAGAUAGACACUCGCUUAAAACGGGUUUGCUUAUUUCUAAUUAUAUAAUAUAAUACAAACACCUAUAUACGGUUUCAUAAAAGUUACUGUAGUAAUCCGAGUAAUUUCAUGAGAAAUUGAUAAUUGCAACUUAUUUCUAAGAACCGUUCCGUGUAUAUGCAUACCGUUUUCGUGAUAAUAAUUUAAUUUUAACUAGUUCAGAUUAUAACUAACUGUUUUGAAAGGAGAUUUGUAAGAGCCUUCGGCUAUGACAUACACAAUUAAAGCAAAAGAAAUGCUUAUGGACCAGGAAUCGUCUUAUUCCGUUUAGAGUGGAGCGCGAUAACCACUUGGCCACACUAUCUCCCUUAAGGUUGCAAUAUUUGUUCUUUCUUUUUCGUCUGAAUUUGUUCUGGAAUAAUACAAUCUUGAACAACUGAAAAAAAGAAAAGGGAAAAUGAAGCUAAUAUUCAGGGGCUUGGACAUCUCAGAAGAGUACAGAGAAAUAGAGUUCAAUUUUCACAACUAUCCAGCAAAUAUUUUAAUUUUAAUAAUAUUGAGAAAUAAUAAAAUUUUGUCAUCGAUACUAACCAAUCUUUCCUCACAGUUUUCUUAAAUUCUUUAGCAUUCAAUGAUAGUUUCAGCUGAAAUCCAAGUGAGAGCUCUGUGUAAUGCAUAGGGGCCUUAAUUUUGUUUUUUAGGUUUCAAGUGUCAUAGGGACAAAAUGGGGACAAUAGGAAAAAAUGAGAUUUUUAAGGGGAGCUCGGCAAUCCCUCGACAAAAUACCAUAAGAAAAUAUGCACUUUAUUUAAAAACGAGCAAGCAGCUGGGAACAUGAAAAAAUAAUCUGAGACUUCGUUAAGAAUUUGAACAUCAGACCUUCCCAUGGUGCCUCAAAUUACGGAGCUGCGUUACAAGGCAGUCCAGCAUACUGAUAAGAUCGGAAAUCAGUAUUUGCUUGAAUAUUCAUCGAAAACUUUCGAGGAGAUGGGGGAGACUCUGUGACCCUUCGUAGGUGGAGUGGGAGCACUCGCCUCCUCAUAUGUAGUUGUGGCUUGAGUUCGACUCCCCAGUGAUUCUGGCGAUACUUGUGGGUUGACUUGGUUACUGUUUUAUUUCUCUUUCGCCAUCUAAAUUUUUCUCCCAAUAUGGAUAACAUCUAUAUAAUUUUUGGAUUAUCCAGAAAAAAUAAGAAUUCCCGUGAAGAAAAUAACCGCGAUUGCUCUUGGAGAAGAGGUUGAAAAAAAAACAAGGAAAGUCUCAGUGAACACGACGAAACGAGUAUCAAAUUCCUAGAAGAGGCAAUCAAUUGCAUACCUCUGGAAAAUGAGGAUGGAGCUGAUUUUGAAAAUGUCGCUUUCAUUUUUAACCUCCAGCCGGGCAGUUUAUUAUUAUAGCAGGAAAGGGUGACUGGGAAUAUUACUUUUCCGAGGAUGGCAGCAACAAUAUAACCUGUAAAUGUGUCCGCAAACCUUCGCUGAUGUACCUCUGGAACAAAGGCACAUUUGGGUUUUCUAGUAUCACCUUGUUAUUGUUUCUUGCUGAAGUAGUCAUCAAGGCUUUUAGGUCUAAUUAAGUGUUAUCUUGGAGAGCUUAAUAUAGGUAUGUCUCAUUUAGUUGUAUAUUUUACAGUCCCAAACACACUGAUUUGAUACACAGAACGUCAUUGCCUUCGUAGUUCCCGAUCGCUAUGUUUUGAAAGCCGCUCUCGUACAUUAAAUUGUUGAGUACUGAUAAGAAAAUACGGGGAGAUUUUGGAUGCGACCUCCCUUUCAAAAGGCCUCUAUGGAAAAAGAGAGUGUUGUGAAGUGCUAUUACGAUGCAAGGUUUUUUUAAGGUUAGUAUUCAAAGAUUGUACCACUCCUACCCCUUACGAUAGGUUCCAUUGUUGUCUUUCUCCUCUGGCUGUGGAAUUACUCGAACUUGAAAUUUUGUUUCUAAACUGGUCAUUUUGAGUACUUGAUUUUUAGUUUCCUAAAUGUCACUCGUAAAAGUUUUAGCUGACUAUUUUAUAGUCGUUGUGCGAGUCUUGUCAAGUUUAGAAGCCCGCAAGGUCUUUUUCUAAUUUUAACAUUAACAAUAGUUUGUGCUGACUCUAUUUUUGAGACUUGUUUCUCGAACAAAAACGUUCUUCGGUGGUCAUGUUUGGAUGUGUUUAGUGAACUUGUAUAAAAAAUACAUUUGAACGGGUCAGAAUUUUGAACAAGGGGUUAAAUUCUGCAGAGACAGUCAGCGCAUUACCUACAUGUUCACCAAUAAGGUACUUUAGAGCGUGCACUACAGUGAAUAAAAGAGAAAGACAAUUUGGUUAGCUAUAGAAAAUGUAAUAAAGAAGAGGAGAACCAAGAGUCUUGGUGCCUCCUGUUAUAUAGAAGGUUAUAGAAGGUUAUAAAAUGGACAGCUAUCGAAGUUACUCAGACACCCAACUACGAGACUGUUGCCAAAGUCGAAAUAAAAAUGAAGAAAAUUUUGAAGCAAAAAGGAGAGACGUAAACAUCUUUUUUCAUUGUUUACGACACUACAUUUUAUUAUUCAUCGCGGGAAAUGUAUAGAAAAUCCCUGCAUGCAAUGAUGCAUGGUUCUAAAACUUUUCUUACGUAACCCUUUUACUCCCAUCAGAGACCAAGACAGAAUUUCUCCUUACCAAAUCAAUACAAUAUCAAACAGGCAAGUGAUGAGAAAAAAAAAUAUCAGCCAGGGGACUAUUAGUUGAUCCAAUACCAAAUUCUAAGAGCUUACAUCAUAAGAGUUGUAUGGCAAAUAGUAAAGAGAAUAACCAAUGAGAUUUUGGAUGUGAAAGGGUUUAGGGAAACACUGAAGUACCGAGGAAUCCCAAACAAAAAAUUGUUUCAGUUGAUUUCCUAGCCUUUGUUACCUAUUCUGUUCUUUUGACUUUGUGUUUUUGAUUUUAUUUUGGCAUAACAGAAACCCCCAAAUUACUGUGAUAGAGAUUCAGCUUAAAAAAAAAAGCGUUCACAUAUUAAUCAAACGAUGGUGGAGUGUUAACAAGGUUAACAAGCCUCACUCCAAAUCAAAGGCUUGGCAACUAAGUACACAACUGUAAAAUGGCCUACUCAAAGGGAAAUAGAUUGUCUAGAAAUCCUGAAAGACUGCGAACGUCGUGAAAAUGCAUAAUAAAGUACCGUAUUGAUGAAGUAAAUAACACAAUUAUUAGGUCAUUCAAUUCAGCAUCCCGCUGCAUGAUCCUUCACGAUAAAGUUUUAUAGCGAAAAGUGGGGCCUUUCGCUCUGAUGCCGAAUCAUCUCCAAUACAUGGGUUGCGUACUUAUAUAUUUAUGCUAUACAGAUACGGCACGUCUCGAUGAAUCAAUUUCUCCCUUUAGUAAUGUUUGGUCGAGUGGCGUGAAAUACACGUUUUUGCAUACAUUUUGGUGGUUUAUCAGUAACAUAAACCGCCCAAACUGAGUUAGAGUAUUGUCACUGUUCUCGAAAUAAACCAUUUUUCGUUGCAGUAAACACCAGAAAAAACCAGGUGAUGAUGUUUGGUACAUGAAGAGUCCUUUAGGAAAGAACCAUUGGGAAAAUUUAUUUCCAAGGCCGCCAAAAAUUCGGGAAGCGUGGCAGAGUCAUUAACCACUCUGUACGGAUUUCGUCCAUCUCACUUAUCUUUUCAAUGCAAGAUGCAGAGACCUCAAAAAAUUUUGUUGGUCUAUAACAUAAGUGCCAACUUUAAACACUAACCUGGUUUUUUCUACUCGAUUAAUGGCCCCUGCGUGCUUUGUGCUUGAGCCAUAAAUCCGAGCGAAAAAAACUCAGUAAGAGAUAUCUCGUGCUCUCCAAACUUCCCGCGUACAUCCAUACCUCGAUUUACACACGCUAAGCAUGGACCAAUUCUUUAUUAUAACAUAGCAUGCGUUCUUACCCUAUAUAAGUCCUAUUGAGCUACUAUGAACAAAAUCUUUACUUUCGCACGCCCGUGUGUAAUUAAGAUGACGUGAGCAUUUUUUUUACCUGGCUUCAGAGUUUCCGUCCUGUUAAGCUGCGGUGCAGUUUUGCUUCUCUUCAUUUAGUUUGGGUUUUCUAAUUUCUUGUUUGCACCAGGAAAGCGUUAUCCAUCUACAAUGGAGAAUUUCGGGAAAUGUUUUUCUUUAAUUUUUUAUGUGGAAGAGACUUUUAUUAUUCUUUUCUGUGAUCAGCACUUGUCAUGUUCUGCUUACAUUUAAAUACUACCCUGAAUCAGGUGUAGUCUCCAGAAUCACGUUUGAAUCUGAACUGGGAUGUCUUCUUUAAUGGAACUUGGAACUAUCUUAGAUUGAAAAUUUGAAAUACUUCUUCGGGUCAGUGAAAAUAACGAAAUUUUCGAAAAAUGGCUCUCUGCAUUUGGGAUUUAUUUUGGUUCUGGCGCGGACUUUACCCCUGUAAAUUAAAUUAAAGUUAAUUCAUCGUCCACUAUUUCAGCAUGACAGCGCGUAUUACAGAACCGUCUCAUUAUUUUGAAAACUGAUAAGUCUUUUAAGAAUAUCCAUAGUGAUGGCGUAGGCAUUCUGCACUCAAAAAUAGCUGCAUAGUAAAUAGUACACAUAUUUUCAGUAAUUUGAAUAACAAAACGAGGGUACGGAAAGCUACAACGCAAUCUUAGCAAAAUAGGAAAAAAGAUUAAAAAUAAAACAAUUUGGAUUGACGUAAAUCGAAAUUGAAAAUGUAAAUAUUUGAUAGAGAGAUGUCAUCAAGGUGUUUUGGUCGAAUUUUACACAGCGAUCAUCAUGCUUGAAUCUUCACGCAUCGUGGAUUCACUGGACUGCCUCUCUUUUUGAAGUAAGAAACAUUUAAGAAGUGCAAGCGAAAUUAAAUACAGGUUUGUGAAAAGAUUAUGGGUGGACGACACAUUUGAUAUUCGUAAUUUUCACUUAUUUAUUUAGGAUUGUAAGUGUGUGAUAAUUACAACCAUCCAGUCAAUGCUGCCUCAUCAGCGCGUCGAAAGUGUCUUGAAUCGGGAGAUUGUUGUUUCAUUUCUGGUUUGCUCAGCCAUCAUGUCACAAGAGAUAAGCGUAUUUCAUUUAUCGAGCUCAAGUAACUAUCACAGUAUUUUUACAACUUAAACCUCUCCGCUUUGUGCUCAUUUUUGCUAGCAUUUUAAACUGAACGAACAAUGCAGCCACAGGGCUCCAUGCCAAAAUAAACUGAACCUGAUUCAGUUGUAGAUGGUAAGUAUAGCUCCAGGCGUCGAAACAACGUCGGAAUGUCCCAAAGAUACACAGGAUUUAAUGCGAGGACAUCGAGCGAAAUACUGAUUCGAGACACCAAAGACCAACUAUAAUUCCAAACGUAGUUUAUUCGUACUAAUUGUGACUUGAUAUCCAAAACCGUCAAACUAAAAUACAAGUAUCUAAGCGAUACUAAAGGACUGAAACUAAAAUAACUAUUUUAUGACACGAAUACAUAUCAAUUACACGAGCGCAAACACAGCUAACAAUGCAACAUUCGGUAACAGGAAAAGAAAACAAGGAAAUCAAUACAAUAAUACGGUCGCUUACCGAUUGUCCUCUCUGUAACGCCUGAAUGAGUCGCAAUGAACGCAGAAACACUCGCAAUAAGCUCUCUUGUCUAAACUACCGCAAACGACAACGCACGAGGUCUGACAUAUGAUAUCGAAGAAUUAUUGAAGUCAAAUUAAAGAGACAACGAUAGGAAACUAUAUCAAUUAAUUCAUGAAAGAGAGCUUUUCGUGUGUUCUCUAUUAAACAAGUAUUUACUCCGGCACUGUCUUGACCGGCUUUAAACUACCGCGUUUUAUCGAGAGACAAAAUCAGCAAAUCGAUGUCGGAUUUCCAUUAAAAACAAAUAUGAUGCAAAGAAAAUCUUUUAUGAAUUUAGAGUUUUGGUUCUGGCGCGGACUUUACCCCUGUGGUUGCUUCGCUUCAAGCAUAUAUUCUUCUAAAAUUAAAGUUAAUUCAUCGUCCACUAUUUCAGCAUGACAGCGCGCAUUGCAGAACCGUCUCAUUAUUUCAUUGUCAUGGAUCUGUCAAAAAUACGUGAGAUCAUUUGCAUGCAAUUAAACUUCGAUAGGAGGGCUAUGAGGUAAAAAUAAAAUUGACCUGAAGGCAACGGUUCCAUAACGGAAUUUUGACAUUAAAGUGAUCCGAAAUGUGACGUGUGCUUUCCCAUGAUUAUGCAGGCUAUGAAAACACAGUGUAAGGCAACAAAUUUAUGUGGAAUUUGUCUCCACUUUCUGUGCAUUGUUACGAUCAACUACCAUCGAAUUCUAAAUGACAAGCCUUGCGUUGAAAGACGCCAUUGACUCAAGGUUAAAUUAUGGUUUUUUUACUUAACUUAAUUGCGUGUUAUUUGCAAAGUGCAUUAUUUUUUGUCGAACUAAUAGAGCCCACUGAAGGUCUGUCAUUGAUUCACAGCUGUUCAUGAUCAAGAACAAACCGACAAAUUCACAAAGAAGAAAAGUGACAUACUUAGAACAUAAUUUCGCAUUUUCCCCAGAUUUGCAUUUUCCUAUAUUAAAAUUGUUCAUUCUACCGAAGGGUAGUUUCUCUUUGGUUCGUCACACUGUUCUUGAGACCACUUGGCUAAUUACUUACUCAUUAAAAUGAGUUUUAAAAUACGGAGCACCUGCCUUAAGAUUCGCGAGGAAGUGCAAAACCUCCUUUUUGAGUAAAUCUUGAAUUUCCGCAUGUAAAGAGGGUUUCCUUUUUUUUUGUUUGUUUUGUUUUACUCAAGUUUAUGAAUUAAAAUCAACGAGGAGAUCUAAAGCAAAAAUUAUUCAUAGAACGGACUGUAAAUGACAUGUGACAUAUCCUAAUUCGAUUGUAAAUGAAUAAUUGUCCCUAUUCAAUAAAUUAUGGGUAACAUCCAUAAAAAAAUACUAUGCCUCUAUGUAACUCAACACACAUCUAUCAUAUAAGGCUCACUUUGAAGACAAAUAGCUUCUAAAUGGUGUUCAUAAGUUUGACAUCUUGACUGAGCUCUAAGUGAUUUUUUUUUUUUUUUUUGCUCUUUAGAGCGGAAGACGUAAGCCAGUGUUUACGUGCCUUGGAAAUCAAUAUGAGGCAUGUUGGAUUUGAGAUCCAUUUGAGAACUCCCACAUGUAAACGUUUAUGUCUGAUAUUCCUUUCCGGCUGUCGAGAAGAGAUGCAACCGAGACCCGCAUCAAUAUUCAUAUCAAGUCAUUUUGAAAUGGUUAAAAACAGAGGUGAUCAGGAAUAUGCUCUUUAGUUCAUCAGGGUUCAUCAGUCUCGGGCCACUGAAUUCUAUCUCCAAAGGUAUACCGUGUUUCUUAUUUUAGAUCAACCUGAAAAAACGCUUGGAUCAGUGCGGUUGAAAUGUAAAUUUUACCCUUUUUUUAAUCUUCCUUUAGUACUAAGAGGCUACAAGUCUAUUUGCUGACAGCGGACUUCAGUGCAUUCUAUCGCAGGUACGUUGAGUUGCCAUGAGACGUUCAACGCUUCUUAACUGACAAUAAUUUGGAGCAAAACAAGUUGACUUUGUAAGGCGAAUAUAUCUGCAGAUUGAUUUCCUGUUUCCAAACUAAUACUAAUAACGUUACAGUCCAUCAAAAAUAGUUAUAUACAUGCGCCAAUGGUGUCUUUAAUAGGAUAUAAUACAUUUUUUAUCGUUUCUUUCUGAUAAUUUUUGUUAUUGGUAUUAUGCGAACAAAUGAAGGAACCGUGUAGGAAAUUGAAAAUAAUAAUAAAAAAAACUGUCUCUGAAAGUUAUCUUUAUUCAUCGGGACGGAAAACGACAAAUGAGAACAUGACAAAUUAGAAACGAUUUCGUCCUCAAGGCAAACCAACGACGAAGACCAGUAUUUAUAUAUUUUAAGGAUGGGAAUACUUAAUAAUUCUAUGCAGAAAUGCUUAACCAUGACUUCAUUGCUAAGGGUGCGUUCCUUUGGGAGGAUCCGGAUUUAGAUUUGUGAUACAAGAUCGCACAGUGCAUGAAAGGAACGACGUUUCAGACGAGCUCUCAGAGAAUUCCAAAAAGUACGCUAUUUUAAGACUAAGCACGUGGGUUAGUGAGCUCUUCCCUGAAGGGUUCGUCUUAUUGCACGGGCUUUUAGCACGCACUAUUCAUUCGAAGCACAUUUUUUCAUGGUAAACUGAAACGAUGGAAUUAAAACAGAAGCAAAUAUUGAUUACGAUAUGGAUACUUGGGAACCCUGAAUGACUGCAAUCAGUGGCCGAUCGAUUCAACAUUACAAAAUCGAUUUUAUUUCGAGUUUAUGGCAGAAUUUGUGGAGCGAUUGCCAACAAUCUUUCCGGUCAAUAUAUCAAGUACCUACGUGUUUAAAAUUGAGCACCGCUGGGCAAAAUGAUUAAUGUCGGAUCCUUCGCCCAAAGGAACGCGUUGGAUCAGUGAUGUAAUGAUCCGUCUUUAGAUCACGCAGAUCAGUGAUCCAAUGAAUUCUUGUCCAGAGUGGAUUUGAUAGAUCACUGAUCUGAAAAUGGAUUUGCUCGAAAGGAGCGCACCCUAAGAUUUUUUCACUAAGGUUAUUUAUGGAGAAAAUCCAAAUGUCCAGCUGCAUUCAUUUUCCUGUUUCUAGUAUUUCUGUUCCUGUUCACAGCUUCAGUGACGUCCUGAAAUAUCAUCGACACAACCAAUAUGAACUUUGUUUUAAAAAAAAAUUAAAUGUUUUAUUUCCUUUGAAUUCACAAUCAAUUCCUCUCACCACACCCCAGGUUGGUAUCGAAUAAGAUUUUAGGGGGCCAUGGGUGUUCCCUUUACUGAUUAUUUAUUCAGUAAUAAUAGUCUUAUACUAUUAAACUUGAGCAACAGAAAAAACAGGAACUAAAGAUGAAACCAGAUGCAGAGUGGAUUGUUAUUACAGUCCUCUACGCCAUCACGAUGCUCGUAGCGUUUACAGGGAAUGGUUUCCUCAUUUACAUCGUGUGGAAGAAACCUGAAGUCAGAUCACUGACAAGCUUCAUAUUCGUUAACAUGGCCAUCGCUGAUUUGCUGGUAACCCUGGUUGUGAUGCCUUGGUCGAUUUCCGCAAUAUAUACAGACGGUUUGUGGAUGAUCCCGGGAUUAUUUGGAAAAGUCAUGUGCAAAGGUGUUGUAUACAUUGCCUACGUCACUAUAACAGCAUCCGUCCUCUGCCUGAUGUUCAUGGCGAUCGACAGGUACUAUGCCAUCGUUCAUCCCCUCCGCCGCCAUCUUUGGUUUCGAAAGCCUAAACUAACCGUUCCAUUUAUUUGGAUCGGGUCACUGGUCUCCAUGUCCAUUUUCCUUGUUAUUCAAACUGUGGAGGACUACAAUAAUUCUUCCUAUUGCAUGGUAUCUGUUUACAUCUUGGGUGAUCCAGAUAGGGCUCUUCGAGGAAUAUACCACCUCCUUUUCGUCGUCAACUAUCUCAUCCCCUUGGUCGUUAUUUCUUUUCUAUAUACCAUCACUGCAUGGAAUUUAUGGUUCCAUGUUGCACGUGGAGUGAAUGCUCUGAGAGGAAAUCGAGCACAACUAGAAACCUCCAAGAGAAGAGUGGUUCGGAUGCUCAUUAUUGUUACCUGUGUCUUUGGCCUUUGUUGGCUCCCACCACAAGUGGUCCACAUCAUGUACGUCAUUCACGCAUCUAAGGCUUACCUACAUAUACAGCUGAUUGUCAGCUUUGUGUGUUUUUGGUUUGGACACGCUAACAGUGCCGUUAACCCAUGGCUGUACAUUUUUCUGAGUACCAAGAUAAAUACGGCAUUUACUAGGAUCGUCAGUAGAAAAAGCAACUGGUUGCCUUCAAGUCUCGCUAUCAAAACAUCAGAUGCCGUCUUACCACCUGAAGAUGAAGCAAUCCAGAAAGAAUCAAGAAUAUAA